CAGCCGCGACGCCAAGCGGUUCGUGUUUUUGCAGUUCGCUUUGAUUUCGCUUCAUUUCGAUUUCGCAGCGGUUAAUUUGCAGCGGCUGCGCCUGACGCGCUGCAUCUUAAGAUAUUUUUUGUGUCUGCCUUUUUUUUCGGUUUAUGCUUUGCGCAAGUUUGAAAAAGAGUAAAGAAAAAAUACAACAAAUUUAACAAUAUUACGAGUAAAAAGCCACACAAAGCAAAGCUCAUAAACAAUCAAUCAACGGCAAUCAGCAUCAAUCACAGCGUGAGCAACUGUCGCAAAUUGGAGCUGCUGCUGUUGGUCAAGUGAAAGCUGCGACGACAACAGCAACUGUUGGUGCUGUCGCAUGCUGUUGCUGCUAUUGCCGCUGCGUCUGCCACAUAAUUCAAUCAAACAGCAGAGUCAACGCCAUCGCCAUCGCCACCGACGCCCCAGACACGGUUCAUAGAGCGGGCACGCACGUCAACCCCCCGCCAACCAUCCCCCGCCAGCAACAAUCCGCAACAACAUUGGCAACAUCGGCAACAUCUGCAACGGCUGCUCAGUCAGUCAGUCAGUGAGUCAGAGAGACGCAGACGUCGCUGCAGACGCCAUUGGCCGUGGCCAGGAACCAGUCGCCAGCGCGACCAGCAACCAGUCACGACCGCAGCAACAGUUGCUGCUGCGACUGCCACAGGUUCACAAAUAAGUGAAAGUGAAUUUGUUUACGGUGUAUUGCUAUUACCAAAGCGAAAGAGACAUAACACCGAAAUAAAAACAUAAGCCCCAGCCAAGCAGAAGAAGAAGCGCCAGCAGCCGAAAUCGUAGACCAACACAAUAGCAACGCGAGCAAUGCAAUUGUAGUUGGACUGAGCGAUAUAAAAACCAAACAGCAACACAAAGCUAGGGAAAGAGAACGAGUAAGAGAGGGAGAGAGAGAGGGUGAGAGAGAGGCAGAGCGAGCUGGCAUCUAGAGCUCUCAAUGCUAAUUGACACUGUGCGCGCGUUAUUGGAUAAUCUUUAGCGACAGCAACAAUUGCAACUACAACGACAACAACAACAACAUGCAACACAUUUGCCUAGCGCUGUCGCUGCUGCUGCUGCUUGACACUGGAACUGGUGCGGCCACGCCCACACCAAUGACUUAUGCAAACUUUACGGAGCUCUCGGAGGCGGUGCACGCCUCCUUGCUGGCGCACGAACGGCAGCAACAGCAGCGCCAAUCGCUGCAUGGCCGCGCCAAGCGGGCGGUGAAGCGCGUUUGCUACGGUGAGCUGGGCUGUUUUGAGGACUCUGGCCCAUUUGCCUACCUGGAGAUGCUGCCCUCGUCGCCGGAGGAGAUAAACACCAAGUUCUAUUUCUACUCGACGCGCCAGCGCUCGGAUCGACCGCUCAUGGAGUUGUCCUUCUUGAACAUGACGGCGGCGUUUGCCAAGGCGAAGGCCAAGCGCGAGUCCGACAGUCCGCCAGCUCCAACGGUCACCACGAGUGCCCCAGCGGGCACAGCCUCGAUGUCUGGCCUCAACACGAGCACAGAGAAGCCGCCCGGCAUGGGUGGCAGCCCGAAGAAGCCGCCGCAGCCUUCCAUCGACGACCUCGAGGGCUUCGAUGAGCUCUCCGUGCGCGUAAUUGUCCAUGGCUUCGGAUCGGCCUGUCCCCACGUCUGGAUCUACGAAAUGAAAACGGCACUGAUGGCUGUGGAGGAUUGCAUUGUUAUUUGCGUAGACUGGGAGAACGGAGCCACCUUUCCGAAUUACGUGCGUGCCGCGGCGAACACGCGUCUGGUGGGCAAGCAGUUGGCGAUGCUGCUCCGGAAUCUGCAGCAGCACAAGGGCCUCAAUCUGAUGCGCACGCAUGUGAUUGGCUUUAGCCUUGGGGCGCAUGUCUCCGGUUUUGCGGGCGCCGAGCUGCCCGGCCUGUCGCGCAUUACGGGCCUCGAUCCGGCUGGGCCGCUGUUCGAGGCGCAGCAUCCGAAGGUUCGGCUGGACAGCAGCGAUGCCGAGUUCGUCGACGUUAUCCACUCGAAUGGCGAGAAUCUUAUAUUGGGCGGCUUGGGCUCCUGGCAGCCCAUGGGCCACGUGGACUACUAUCCGAACGGAGGGCGGGUGCAGACGGGCUGCUCCAAUCUGUUUGUAGGCGCGGUCACGGACUUCAUUUGGUCUGCCCAGGCGGCCGAGGACGAGGAGGGGCGCUCGCUCUGUAAUCAUCGUCGCGCCUAUAAGUUCUUCAUCGACUCCGUGGCACCACGUUGCAUGUUUCCCGCCUUUCCCUGCGCCAACUACGACGACUUUCUGAAGGGCAAGUGCUUCCCGUGCGCCCAGGACGAUGAGGAUCUGGCCGAGGGCGUGCCACGCUGCGGCAACAUGGGCUACUAUGCGGACAGAUCGACGGGCCGCGGCCAGCUCUAUCUGCUGACACGCGAGGAGGAGCCCUUCUGCGCGCAUCAGUUCCAGCUGCAGAUCUUUAACUCGUUCAACGAUCUGCCCCUGCGCACGAUUGGCCGCCUGGAGGCCAUACUCGAGGGCGAUGGCGGCCUCAACGAGACUUUCGAAAUAUCCGAGAAGGACGAUGCCGAGUUCUUUGCCGGCGACAUUGUAUCCAAGAUAAUUGUGCCGCAUCCGGCGCUGGGCUUCCCCACCACGUUGAGCCUGCACUACAAGUCCUACAGCGGCUGGCUGUCGAAGGGCUUGCCCCACUGGGACAUUGACAAGGUGGUGCUGACGGAUAGCUUCGGGCGCAGCCACUCGCUGUGCAGCCCCAGCACCAAGCUGAGCAGCGGCAGUCCCGUGCGCAUGCGCCUCCAGGCGGGCAACUGUGAGCUGGACAACCAGGAGGACUAUGGCGCCUAUACCACCACCCAGCCGCCGGCCGCGUUGUCGGCCAGCACGGACGCGCCCGUGGCUGACUCCAGUGUGCAGGAAACGGGUCUGAGUGCCAGCGUUGACGGUGUCGAGAGCGUCAAGCAGCGCAAGGACAUCUUCAACCUGGGUACCAGCUUCAAGCUGGCCGAGAAUCAGACCUACCCGCUGGACCAGACCGAUGAGCUGCCCUGGCAGCCCAUACUCGUGGGCAAUUCCCUGGACAAGGACAACAAUGAGGCCGAGGCAGCCGAGUCGAGUCGCAGUCUGUCCGACGCCCUGUCGCCCGGUCAGCAGCCCGCCGCUGAGAUUUUCGAGCCCGUACUCAAGGACCGACGUCUGGCCGUGAACCGUGGCCGCAACCUGCAUGAGCUACACGCCAGCGCCGGGGAGAUUGUCGAGCCGGUGCUCAAGGCCACCACGCCGCGCACCAAGCACGGCAAGGACCUGCAGCUGACUGAGCCCGAGGAUAGCAAUGCCACAGCCAGCUCGACGGACAGUCCCAUCAGUCCAGCGAGUUCGGCCAAUCCAGCCGUGGCCACGGUACCCAAAAUGAUGGCUCAGCUGUCGAGCGGCUCCGAUGAGCCGCAAAUGGUGCAGCUGCUGCCCUUCCGGCUAGGCGAACUGCUGCAACGGGCCGAGCGCUACGCCCGGGAGACGCUGUUGCCGCUCAUCUCAGUGCAGGCGCCGCGAUUCUUCGGCUUCAAUGUGACGCCGCACGAGCGAGUCGGCGAGUCCCGCAAGCCUCGCUAUAUACCGCGCUACGAGGAGUCCGCUUUCAUCAACAGCAGCAGCAGUAGCAGCAGCAGCAGCAGCGGCAGUAGGCAGCAGCGCCGCCGCUCCGACUCCACCGAGUCCACAGACCAAGCGGCACGCCGCAAUCUAUUCCGGCUGCUGCGCUCCGAUGCAGCGCGUGGUCGUGCCGCCCAGCAGCCCAUCACGGCCGCCGCACCAGUGACUAGCAGCGAGACGCAGCAGAGGGACUUCAACUACUACACGAAUAUGCUGCACUCAGAGUCCCGUUCCAUGCGGCCCGAGGCGCCCGAGUAUCGUCCCGUUUUCAUUGAGCUGCCCACGUACCGGCCGCCAGUGGGCGGCAAGGCGAAGGCCUUGCGGCGGGCGCGCAGCCAGCUGAGUCCCUGAGUGACGAAGGGGUGCACGGGGGGAGAGCAGCUAGGAAUAUAUGUAUAAACACUAUGUGAUAUGGAUAAGCCGAGUGUGGGGCGCGUCUGCUCAGCGGCUGCGUCGAGUGAAAUCUGUCUGUGCUGGCCUGAAAGGCCGAGGCCCGAGCGCAUUUGGGUUGGUUGGUCCAUGGCUCGUCGAACCAAAAAACUUCACCUUGCACUGUAAAUAAACGUUAAAUCGGAAUCGGAUUGGAACUGCGUCCACUACUGAGUUCCCUACGCCUUAAGUUUACCUAAUAAGUUUCUAAAUGUGAGCAAUUAAAUAAAUUAUUAACAUGCUAAGCAGAAA
This is a messenger RNA of Drosophila mojavensis, 4316 nucleotides long. RefSeq lists its product as uncharacterized. Bases 1050 to 3986 code for a protein of 978 amino acids. Gene Ontology annotation, molecular function: lipase activity. Gene Ontology annotation, biological process: lipid metabolic process. NCBI's taxonomy places the organism in Eukaryota, Metazoa, Arthropoda, Insecta, Diptera, Drosophilidae. The record is from RefSeq and is a predicted model, not a curated record. The transcript has 6 exons.